ACCAAAACUCGCACACAUGCGCAGGAACCGACAGAGAGACGGAGACGGCUUUUCAGCAGCAGCUAAGGGAUUACUCCUAUUUUCGUCUCCAUCCUUCAUGGGUACCAGAGUACUGGAGGCCUGAGAUGGAGUCCAACAGGACACAGCGAGACCUCUGAUUUCUUCAAGUUGGUUGCAAGCAUGAUCCUUCACAGUGCAAGAUUCACAGUCAUUCUCAGUUUUACUUUGUUCUGCAGCAUAAAUGCUGCAUUCAUGAGUGGAGAUGAAGGAGACCAAAUAUGGACACAGAUGAGCCCUAUCAAAGAGCACAAAGAAGUCCAUCCUGCUGGCAGCUUAAUAUGGACCAGUCAGACUUCAAAAGCCAAUACAGACACCACCACUACUUCAGCAGUGGCUAUUUCAUCAAAAGCACAAAUCUCUUGGUCAGGUACCCGUAGUAACACUGGCCAUCCCUCUCGAACCACCAUAUUGGCAACACUGGGGUCACCUUCCUAUGCAGCUUCACAGGUCCAGAGCAAGGUAUUCAAAGCUGCAUCAUAUACACCAUCUCCUGACCAAAUCAGACCUCACAUGAGGCUUAGUGAUGCCUGGGUAUUGGGGAAGACCAAAGCUUUUGCUCAAAGAUCAGAUGACACUGGUCUGAAACAGAAGCAAUCAGACCUACUGACUACUAUACAGGAUGACAGAAGAAUGGUAGAGGAGUUCACCAGGAAGCCAGCUCGCCUUGGUACCAACUUCCCUGGAGACACUUUAAAACGAGACUCUACCCCAAGUCGGGCAAGUCAUGGCUCCAACAAAGUGCAUGAACGUCUAUAUGAGAAAAACAACAGUCUCGAGACCUUAAAGGAUGAGACGCCCAGACCAACUCCAGAACUGACAGCACGCACUCUUACUUCAGGCUUGCUUUCACUUAAUGACUGGAAUGAUGACUUCACUGAAUCCUCCUCCCAGCCUGACUGCAAUAUCCAAACUACAGGGGUCUGCAACUCUUCCAACGCUCCCUGGAGCUUUGGUCUCCCUGACAACCUCUCCAGUGCCCUGACUCCUGCUUUCCCAAUGCCCCCUCCUGGGAAUAUGACCCCAUUUCCUUCUAUAAAAAUGACCCCACCUCUUUUGGUGCCAUUAUUUUCAGACUGGAAUAAUGCAAUGGCAACGUGGGGCCUGGCAUGGGAGCUCCAGGUAUACGGACUUGGUUGUGUUUUUUCUCUGGUGGCUGUACUGUCUGCACUAAGCUUAUUGUGCCUGCCUCUGUGCCAGCCAUCGGGCUGUGCCAACUUCACCCUUCUGCAUCUCAUGCAGCUGCUUAUUGGCUCAAGUCGGGCUUUCUGGCUCAUUUAUGACCCCUAUGGGCAGAAAGAGCGCCUCCCUGUGGCCUGGGCACGGCUCCUACAUGAAACUGGCUACCCAUGUUUAACCGGAGCCUUUGGCAUGCUGCUUGUGUUGCUUUCUCCUCAGCUACUCUCCCAGAAUUCACUGCGGCGGUGUAUUUGCUUGCUGGCUGCACUCAUGCUGCUUCACAUGGCCACAGUUAUAGGGACAGUUGGAAUAUUAUGGAUUUUCCCUGACUUUCCUGUUAUUGCUCUGCUGCCCCCUGCUGCCUUCCUGCUUCUCUCAUGUCUCCUCUCCACUUUAUACCUGCUGCUCUACUGCUGUGCCCGCAUUGAGGCCAAGCACAUCUACAGGCUGAGGGAGAAUUCCCCUGAUCGCAUGGAAUGCCAAGCCAGAGAGUGUCCCCUCAGUGAGGCAGGCGUGUGGGAACGGGCAGCUGGAAUGGGACUGUUCUCGGCCCUUUUUCUCCUGGCAUGUGCAGGACUCAGGCUUUAUGCCAUUCUGCAUGCUCUGGGUCUGACUGGUGGCAUAAUGGGGCUCAUGCCUUGGCCCUGGUGGGUCUUUCAGCUGAGCUGCAGAGUAUGUGAGGCAUGUGUAUGCCUCACUUUAUCGCUCAUCCUCACACACCCUCUCCUCUGCUGUGGAGUUGCUCGCCCCAAACUAAGUUGCUGGAAUUCAUGGUUCACCAGGUCAUCCACCAGGAACACAGUGAUUACCAAACCCCAAAUCCUGACAAGUGGCUGGACCAAGAAAACUGGAGAGACAUUGCAUGAAAGCAUGUCACGACAUGAGAGUGAGUGUGUGCCACUUUAUACCCUAGCAGAGUUGCCCCUUGGAGAACCAGAAGGCCUGGACCUAAACUAUCCCAACAGCCCUCAGCUUGCCCCUUCAGAACUUCCUAAAAAUGGACUUUUGGUCUCUCAGACAUCCUUUGUCAGUCUCAGCUGCGAUUCUACUGUAGAUCUGAGGCCUCCAUCUCCGAUUGACUUGCGGCGAAGCAUUGAUGAGGCUUUAAACAGUGAGGCUCUCUUCCACCGCAGCCUGUUCAGCUCCUCCAGGCUGUCCCUUAGCACACGAGGGCCUCCAGAUGGCCAGCCAUGCAGAGGAAUACCCGCAGAACCAUCCCUCUAUCGCACUGCAUCUUGUGGAGAUGUGGAUAUGCCUUCGGCACCAUCACCACCUGUUCUACGGAGCAGCGCAGCAUGGAAGGCCUCCAACUUUAGCUCUUUACGUGGAGGAACUAGAAGUCAUGGAGGUCAGGCAUCUUUUUACACUGGUUUCGGUUCCGGACGGCACUCUCAGAAGCAAUACAGGGCUCUAGGCUCUAUUUCUUCCAGAGAGCGUUUGUAUGACCAGCAACACAUUCGCACACAAGCUGAUGAACUGGCUGUGCAAGCUGAAUUCAUCAAUGUCUGCAGACAGAUAGAUGCACUGAGUGUCUGCAGUGACACCAUCGAACUAUAGGUUCAUGGGACACACAUUUGGACAUUAUGUAGGGGCUUAGAGUGGAGAUCAUCUACAGCUCAACUGGAUGGACCUAAUUUUUCAAAAGUGAUUCUAUUGGAGAUGGAACACCUAUCUCUGGCUGUUUGUAACAGCUAAUAACUUAAAUUAAGUUGGCAGACAGUUUGGAAAAUGUCCCUGCAGUGGUUUUGGUGUAUACCUUUAAGAAAUUGAGGAACUGAAAAUAUAAAGUUUGAGUUACUACUGGAAAUGUAACUGUUUUAUGGCACCAUAAAAUGUACCAGGAGAAAAAGAACUGGCAAAGGGUUUAAUCUCUAUAUUCACAAAAUCUGGAUUUUUUAUUUUUUUUUUUUUUUAUGAAAGGAAAAGUGCUUUUAUGCAUUCUUCAGUUGUCUUAUAGCAUUUUCUUGUGUAAUGUUAAGCAAAGUGGAAGCUUAUUGUCCUUGAAAAAGUUUAGUGUUCUUUUUGAUGGCUGUAUAGAUCUUGCUCAAGUAAUAUACCUUCCUAUUGAGUUGUACAUGGAAAUAGGUUCAAGUUAAAAAGCACCAUCAAAGUUUGGACAAUUAGUUUGCUUUGGGAAUACAAAGUGAUAUGCAAAUUUCCUGACAAAGUACUACUUCACUACAAAUACAGUAUAUCUGUUGGUACCAUCACCACCUGUUUUACAGGCAAGGCAAGGUGUGGAAGCAAUCAUGGAAGGGCUUUUUCUCGAACAGCAAUAUAUCUACAUUUAGCACUUUAUGUAUUUUAACAGGAUGUGGCAUCACUGAGAGUGGAGUGUGCUCAGGUGUGGCUUUUACUAUUUACUUUAAAAAAAUUUCAUGUGAACACUAAACUGACAAAAAUGUCUAAGUUGAGAAAGUUUGUAAUACUUAUAUAGCAACACCAGUCAGUGCAUGUACGGGAGAAAUAGUUGUGCAGUUUUAGGCCCUUAUUUCCUCUCCUUAAGCAAAUACACAAUAUAAAGCUACAUUUUAUCUCCACUUUAGCGUUCACGCAUUCAUUUUUGUACUAAGUAUUGUAGCAAAUCAAACCUUCACUAAUACAGUACAUCUGUGUUUGUUUUUUAAAAAUAAAUAAGCCUAUAAAUAAUGAUAAGUUAGGCUGUUAGCACCAUGCCUCUGUAAUAAAUUAAUGGAUGAAUGCACAAAUUAAUAAAACAAAUCUUUACCUUUCAGGAUUUUAAAUCAUCUGUCUAGAGGUCAUGAUCUAUCCCAUUUUGUAGUGUUAUUGUAACACCAAGCAUAGUAUGUACACUCACUGACAAAAGUGAGUGGAAACAUUUGAAGCUCUGGUGAAUUCCAUGCCCAGGAGAAUUAAGGUUGUGCUAGAUAACAGUGGUGAUCAAACAAAAUAUUGACACUUAUAUGG
Messenger RNA from Clarias gariepinus (North African catfish), 4164 nucleotides. RefSeq names its product proline rich transmembrane protein 4a (gene prrt4a). Lineage: Eukaryota; Metazoa; Chordata; Actinopteri; Siluriformes; Clariidae. Bases 181 to 2793 code for a protein of 870 amino acids. The transcript is spliced from 4 exons. The record is from RefSeq and is a predicted model, not a curated record.